This is a messenger RNA of Rangifer tarandus platyrhynchus (Svalbard reindeer), 1611 nucleotides long. The record is from the annotation of a GenBank genome assembly. Lineage: Eukaryota; Metazoa; Chordata; Mammalia; Artiodactyla; Cervidae.
AUGAAGAAGCCACGAGCAGCUGUGGGGAAUCAAAGUGGUCGCAGGAAGGAGGCAUCCAGCCAGGAGGGAAAGAAGAAAUGUGCCUUCAGCAGCAGCCAGUCCAAGCUGUCUGCCCCCAGUGGGACGAUCCCUGAGUUUUCUGAGACCCCAGCAGGGCUGUCCAGGCAGCAGAAGGCGUUAUUGCAGGCCUCUGUCUCCCCGUACCAUCUAUUCAGAGAUGUGGCUGAGGUCACAGCCUUCCAGGAGAGCUUGCUGGGCUGGUAUGACCGAAAGAAGCGGGACCUACCCUGGAGAAGGCUGGUGGAGGGUGAGGUGGACCUAGACAGGCGGGCAUACGCUGUGUGGGUCUCAGAGGUCAUGCUGCAGCAGACCCAGGUUGCCACAGUGAUCAACUAUUAUACUCGAUGGAUGCAGAAGUGGCCAACGCUGCAGGACCUGGCCAGUGCUUCCCUGGAGGAAGUUAACCAGCUCUGGGCUGGCCUGGGUUAUUAUUCUCGAGGCCGGUGGCUACAGGAAGGAGCCCAGAAGGUGGUAGAGGAGCUAGGGGGCCACAUGCCACGUACAGCAGAGACCCUGCAGCGGUUCCUACCUGGGGUAGGGCGGUACACAGCCGGAGCUAUUGCUUCCAUAGCCUUUGGCCAGGCCGCCGGAGUGGUGGAUGGGAACAUCAUACGGGUGCUGUGCCGUGUCCGAGCCAUAGGUGCUGAACCCAGCAGCAGUCUUGUCUCCCAGCACCUCUGGAACCUAGCCCAGCAACUGGUGGACCCAGCCCGGCCAGGAGACUUUAACCAAGCAGCCAUGGAGUUGGGGGCCAUAGUGUGCACCCCGCAGCGCCCACUCUGCAGCCACUGUCCUGUGCAGAGCCUGUGCCGGGCACGCCAGAGGGUGGAGCGGGAGCAGCUCUCAGCCUCACAGAGCCUGCCAGGCAGUGGUGACGUGGAGGAGUGUGCUCCCAACACUGGACAGUGCCCGCUGUGCGCGCCUCCCACGGAGCCCUGGGACCAGACCCUGGGAGUAACCAACUUUCCCAGAAAGGCCAGCCGCAAGCCCCCCAGGGAGGAGUGCUCUGCCAUCUGUGUUCUGGAGCAGCCCAAGGCCCUUGGGGGUGCCUGCAUUUUGCUGGUGCAGAGGCCCAACUCAGGUCUGCUGGCAGGACUGUGGGAGUUCCCAUCCGUGAAUGUGAAUGCAGAAGCCUCAGGGCAGCAUCAGCGGGAGGCCCUGCUGCAGGAACUGCAGAGUUGGGUUGGGUCCCUCCCGGACACCCACCUUCAGCAUCUGGGGCAGGUGGUCCACACCUUCUCUCACAUCAAGAUGACAUACCAAGUAUAUGGUCUGGCCCUGGAAGAACACACCCCAGUGACCAUUGUACCACCUGGCGCUCGCUGGCUGACCCGGGAGGACUUUCACACUGCAGCCGUCUCCACCGCCAUGAAAAAGGUGUUCCGCAUGUAUGAGGGCCAACAGCCUGGCACCUGCAAGGGUUCCAAAAGAUCCCAGGUGGCCACCCUGUCCAAACGGAAAAAGCCCAGCCCAGGCCAGCAAGUCCUGGAGAGUUUCUUUCCGCCCCAGGUCCCCACUGAUGCACCCAGCCUCAACAGUGCAGCCCAGUGA